Molecule: messenger RNA, 2068 nt
Organism: Micropterus salmoides (largemouth bass)
Lineage: Eukaryota; Metazoa; Chordata; Actinopteri; Centrarchiformes; Centrarchidae
Gene: irak4
Product: interleukin-1 receptor-associated kinase 4
Exons: 11
Coding region: 264-1664 (466 amino acids)
Biological process (GO): signal transduction; protein phosphorylation
Molecular function (GO): protein binding; protein serine/threonine kinase activity; ATP binding
Source: RefSeq, a predicted model, not a curated record
UACCUUUUCUAUUGUCCCUGCUUGUAUUUCCGCAUUGAAGGUGGAGACUUUUAGUGGGAUAUGCCUGCUGUGUUACGUUUGGGGAAGUUGCACAAUAUCGGAAAGUCACAUUUUACUGAACUGUAAGUAAAGUAUCAGUUUGCUAAUGGUCUGCUUUUACGGGUGCACUCAACGGAGGACAAUAAACCCCCGUAACGGCUCUGGUUGUUGUACAUCAUGUCAGUAUAACCAAAACUCAGGUUGUGUUAGCUUUUUCUGGUAGAAUGAAUAAGUCAGUAACUUCCGGUACUUACAUUCGCAACCUCAGUUAUAGUUUACUUCGCAAAGUGUCCGAUUUUUUGGAUCCUCAAGACAGGUGGAAAGAUGUUAUUGCGUCGAUACGGCAGCCGAGUGGGGAGUAUAGGUACUCUCAGCAUCAUGUGAGGAGAUUUGAAGGCCUUGUUGCACAGGGUAAAAGUCCCACAGUGGAGCUGCUGGCUGACUGGGGGACCACCAACAGUACAGUGGGUGAACUUGUGGACAUUUUGAAGAGUCACAAGUUACUAGCUGCUGCUAGUGUUCUGCUACCUGUGGAAGAGGCCAUCUCAGCAGUGACACAGCAGGCCUCUCCAGCAGUAGAAACAUACAGUGCCCUUCCAACUAGACUACUGGAAGAGGCAGAGACACAGCCACCAUCUGUCAGCUCUGUUCUGCAACCACACAUUCUACUGGAGAGCAGUCAACCCGGCCACACAGGUUUUUCCAGUUUCUUGUACAAUGAGCUCUUGCAGAUUACAGGCAACUUUGAUGACCGUCCGAUAUCGGGCGGCGGCAGCAGGCUCGGAGAGGGAGGCUUUGGCACUGUAUACAAAGGUCUCUUGAAUGACAAACCUGUUGCAGUGAAAAAGCUCAAUCCAAUGGAGGAUGUCUCCCUGGACGAGCUGCGAGUUCAGUUCAGCCAAGAGAUCCAAACUCUGAAAGUGUUGAAACAUGAGAACUUGGUUGACAUGGUUGGAUUUUGUUGUGAUGGACAGCACCCAUGUUUGGUGUAUGCCUUUAUGGCCAAUGGUUCCUUGCUAGACCGAAUAGCUUGCUUGGAUGGAAGUCCUCCACUGUCCUGGCAACAGAGAUGCUUGAUAGCUGAAGGGACAGCAAGAGGUUUGGAGUAUCUGCACAGCAACCAUCACGUCCACAGAGAUGUCAAAAGUGCAAAUAUUCUGUUAGAUGAAAAUUUAGUGGCAAAGAUCUCAGACUUUGGACUGACGAGAGCAUCAGCCAAGAGGACAUCGACAACCAUGAUGACGGAUAGGAUUGUAGGUACCCGUGCAUACAUGGCACCUGAGGCGCUAAGAGGAGAGAUCACGCCAAGAUCUGAUGUCUUUAGCUUUGGAGUGGUGUUGUUAGAAUUAUUGUCUGGACUCCCGCCAGCCGAUGAAAACCGCGAGCCACAGUUCUUGAUGGAGGUGAGGUAUGAUAUAGAUGAUGAAGACGAGGAGCUGACUUUUGAAGACUUCCUGGACAAAAAGAUGGGAGACUGGGAGCUGAGCCAUGCGGAGAGUGUCUACUCUUUGGCCUGUAACUGCCUCCACGAGAGGAAAAACAGACGGCCAGUCAUCAAACAGGUCUUGUUGGAGCUUAAAGGAGUUGUCAAAAGCAUCUCGCUGGAGUUGGAGGCACAGGAGUGAAGUGUAGCAUCCAAGAGAAGAUACAAGAUUUCUGAACCUGCUCCAGUCAAAGUGCACACACUGACAAAUUCAUGUCCUUUUCAACAGAGAAAUGAAUGUUGCUUGUUGACUUUGACUGACAAAAGUUUAUUGUAAUAAAAAGCUGCAAUUAUUUUUAUUUAUUUAAAAGGAUUUACUAUAUUUUUUGGAAGAAGCAUGCAGCUUAGUUUUUAUAGUUGUGUAACUGUUACAAACAUGCGGCCGCAUGUUGUAAUAGCAUUAAGCAUUUUGUGAGGCUGUUAUGUGAGACAUUCUGAUGGCUUAAUAUCUUUUUAAAAAGCUGAAAACAAUUGGACUCGCCAGUGUUUCUAUUACGUAUGUAUUGUGAAGACAGUCGAAGGAAUAAAAUGAAUGAAACAGACAAA